AUGACCGAACGGUACGUGUACUGCAAUGGACGAGCGAACGAAGCUGCUUCGUCGUUGGGAGGCAACAAACAGCAAGCGGCAGAGAACACGAUGAAGCCCCAAACCGUUACCAAUCGGCACAUGAACUGGCUGAUACACGGUUUGUAUACGAGGAAGCACUUUGAGCAGUGUAAAAAGUUGAUCGACCGUCAGCUGACCAUCUGCUACGACAAGCAGUACCUGCAUUACAUGAAGGGGCUUAUUUUGCGCGAGGAAAACAACCCAACCGAAGCCGUACACUGCUUCCAGCAGGCGAUCGCACUGAGCAAAACUGAGCCGGAAAACUAUAAGGAACUUGCCAAAACGCUAUAUGCGAUGGGAAAGUUCCGGAACGCGCUGGAAGUGUUUCUGAAGGCGGAAACACUGCUCGAACGACCCGAUCACGAGAUAUAUCAUCACAUCGGUGAGCUGUAUUACAAAAACUUCGGCCAACCGAAGGCCGGCGUCGGGGAGGCGAAGGAGUACCUCAAGCAAGCCAUCACAUGCGGCAAGCACGUGGAAAGUUACAAGAUCUUGGCCGAAAUUUACAUCGAGGAGGGAGACAGCAUCAAAGCGAUCGAAAUGAUAGAGAACUGUCUGCAAAUCACGCAGGAAGACGUAUCGCUAAUGACGCAGAUUGGCAUACUGUACCUGAAGAUUAACGAGUAUCAGCGGGCGUUCGAAAAAUUGCUCGACGCAACGGCGGCGGACUCGAAACACACCAGCGCACUGUUGGCGCUGGGGUCUAUACUGCAAUCCAAAAACGAUAUCGACGGUGCGCUUAACAAAUACAAACGGAUACCGAACCUGCCGGCGGAAAGCUCCGAAGUCUGGAGCAACAUUGGGUUGUGCUUUUUCAAGAAACAAAAGUUCAUUGCGGCCAUUUCCUGUCUGAAGAAAGCGGUUUGGGUUUCGCCAUUGAACUUCAACGCGCUGUACAAUCUCGGGCUGGUGUUCGUAACGGCCCAGCAGUACGUGAGCGCCUUUCAAACGCUAGCCGCCGCCAUUAGUCUACGGCCCGACCAUGCCGAAUGCUACAUGCUGCUAGGAACCUGCCUGCGACAUUUAAAUGAUCCCGGCAACGCUUACCUUUCGCUGGAGAAGUCAACCAUGCUUCCGGACGCUGUCAAGAAUCCACUAAUCUAUCUUAACUUUGCGCUGUACUGCUACGAGCUGGGAAAAUCGGACCAAUCCGUACUGUAUUUGAGCAACUUUCUCGACAUGACGCAACACAUUACGGUUCACCGUGAGUACUUAAAAAUGGCCGAUAGACUCAACGGAGCCCUGGCGGUAGCGGCGAGUGGGCAGAUCUAUGCACCCGCCGUACCGGAAUCGGGACACACCGGGGGUCUUGACCGUACCGGGAAGGAUGACCGGAUGCAAGAUGAAACUGUCGUCCCCAUCGUUGAUGGGGAUGAUGCGGACGCGGUUCGUCCCGGGGUCACCAACGAAGGGGACGCAUCUGACGAUGAUUUGCCCUGA
Molecule: messenger RNA, 1500 nt
Organism: Anopheles marshallii
Lineage: Eukaryota; Metazoa; Arthropoda; Insecta; Diptera; Culicidae
Gene: BBS4
Product: Bardet-Biedl syndrome 4 protein homolog
Exons: 9
Coding region: 1-1500 (499 amino acids)
Biological process (GO): protein localization to cilium; cilium assembly
Cellular component (GO): ciliary basal body
Molecular function (GO): protein binding
Source: RefSeq, a predicted model, not a curated record